Impatiens glandulifera is the source of this 525-nucleotide messenger RNA. RefSeq lists its product as uncharacterized. Gene Ontology annotation, biological process: response to auxin. The transcript is spliced from 2 exons. The record is from RefSeq and is a predicted model, not a curated record. Bases 1 to 525 code for a protein of 174 amino acids. Lineage: Eukaryota; Viridiplantae; Streptophyta; Magnoliopsida; Ericales; Balsaminaceae.
AUGGGCUUCCGCUUGCCAAUCACUGUUCAAGCCAAGCAAGCAAAUCGACGAUCUCUCUUCAUAGUGCCCAAAGGCCAUGUUGCAGUCUAUAUAGGAGAAUCAAAAAGGAAACGUCAUGUUGUCCCAGUUUCAUAUUUGAACCAUCCACUUUUUCAAGAUUUUCUAAGCAAGGCAGAGAAAGAAUUCGGGUUUGAUCAUCCAAUGGGUGGUCUCACCAUUCCCUGUAGAGAGGAAGACUUCAUCCAUAUGACAUACAACUUGAAUUGCUCAAAGAAAGCAUUCCCUAAGAUCAUGGGCUUCCGCUUGCCAAUCAUUGUUCAAGCCAAGCAAGCAAAUCGACAGUCUCUCUCCAUAGUGCCCAAAGGCCAUGUUGCAGUCUAUGUAGGAGAAUUAGAUAGGAAACGUCAUGUGGUCCCAGUUUCAUAUUUGAACCAUCCUCUUUUUCAAGAUUUGCUAAGCAAGGCAGAAGAAGAAUCCGGGUUUGAUCAUCCAAUAGGUGGUCUCACCAUCCCUUGUAGCGAGUAA